GCAGCUACAUAACUGACAUGUUUCCGAUCAGAGGGGGACCGUUUCUGGUGUUACUACUUCCGGCUUUUGUCGACGCUCCGCCCCGCUGUUUGGGACCCACGUGUGUGCAGAAAUGUCUGACAGUUCGGCUCGGCUCGGCUCGGCUCGGCUCGGCUGUCGACAUGGAUCUCGCCUCCAAGGACUCGUACAUUCAGAAACUCGCAAGCCGACUGUUUUCCCAGCGAGACCAGGAGCCAAAGAAGAGGCCGUUUGCUCAUUUCAAGGGUAAAAGUGACACUGGUCCUCCAAAGAAGAAGAAGAAAAAGUUUAAAAAGAAAAAUUUCAAAGAAGGGGGCUCCAAUGAGCAGAAACCUAAACCCCAGCAGAAGCCUUCGGUCUCUCCAGCGGCGCGGAAAAGCCCGGCCACAGCAAAACCGAAUGGCUCCAAAGCUGAGAGCCCGGAUGGCUCUACAACACAGACACCUAAAGGAGUUAAUGUACAGUCCAACUUCUCAACAGUAGAUGUUCUGCGCAAGAGGCUACAUGAGAAGAUCGAGGAGUCCAGGGGGCAGGGAGCCCCGAAGGAUGCACUGUCAGAGGCGGUCCAGGCAAAGCGAGCAAAACGAAAGCUGGAGCGAGAGCGCAAGAAGCGGAAGAGGAAAGAGUUUCGGAUGAAGAAGCUGGCAGAAGACAGUGGCGAGGAGCAGCCGCCGGAUAUAAAGGAGGAAAAACAGCAAGCCCCUGCUGCGAGCAAAAGAAAUGAAACCGCCAUUAUCUUCAACAAGGUGGAGAUGGUGGAAGAGGCUUAUGUGGACAAAAUGUUGAAACGGAAGAACAAGAGGAUGAGCAUCAAGGGCCAGGUGACACCGCUGACGGGGAAGAACUACAAACAGCUGCUCAGUCGCGUGGAAGCUCGCAAAGCGAAGCUGGAAGAGCUGAGGGAGAAAGACGAGGGCAAGGCCCGCGAGAUGGAGGAGAAGAUCAAAUGGACCAACCUGCUCUAUAAAGCAGAGGGCAUCAAAAUCAAAGACGACGAGGACAUGCUGCGCGCCUCGCUGAAGAGGAAGGAGAAGGGGCGCGCUCAGAGGAAGAAGAACUGGGACAACCGCAGCCAGAGCGUCGUAGAGAAGAUGCAGCAACGGCAGGACAAGAGACGGAAGAACAUCCAGAAACGCAAGCAGGUCAAGACGGAGAAGAAGAAGGACAGGGCGCGGAAGAAAGGCCGAGUGCUGCCCGAGGACUUGUAAAACGCUGCAGUGGGGCAGAGGGACUGUGUGUUGUGUGGGGUUUUUAUGAUAAGACAACAAACGCAAAGUCUAAAUAAGUCAAUCUGUCUUUGUUUUUUUUAAAUCGUGGUGUGAUUUAUUGAAUGAUGUGAAAGUGCCUGUACCUCCUUUCCUUCCUCUGACGCCUGUUGUUGGUCAAUAAAAAGUAACCCUUCAUUGCGAUGAACAUGAAACGCAA
This is a messenger RNA of Xiphias gladius (swordfish), 1443 nucleotides long. It is a transcript of the gene surf6, whose product is annotated as surfeit 6. Gene Ontology annotation, biological process: ribosomal large subunit biogenesis; ribosomal small subunit biogenesis. The transcript is spliced from 5 exons. Gene Ontology annotation, cellular component: nucleolus. NCBI's taxonomy places the organism in Eukaryota, Metazoa, Chordata, Actinopteri, Istiophoriformes, Xiphiidae. Bases 18 to 1226 code for a protein of 402 amino acids. The record is from RefSeq and is a predicted model, not a curated record. Gene Ontology annotation, molecular function: RNA binding; DNA binding.